Messenger RNA from Oryza sativa Japonica Group (Japanese rice), 2440 nucleotides. Its product is annotated as BTB/POZ domain-containing protein At1g67900. Lineage: Eukaryota; Viridiplantae; Streptophyta; Magnoliopsida; Poales; Poaceae. The record is from RefSeq and is a predicted model, not a curated record.
AGAGCCACCAAGAAACCAUUUCCAAGGGCUCACAGAAAGUCAGGGGCCUAGCCAGCCAGCCAAGCCAGUGGUUAUAACCAACCUCCCAGUGAAACUUUCAGACCCUCCCGUUUUAGCAAGUGAGAGAAGCCCUGCGACUCUCGCUCGCUCGCUCGCCCAAGAUGAAGUUUAUGAAACUUGGCACCCGGCCUGACACCUUCUUCUCCAACGAAUCCGUGAGGUCUGUCUGCACAGAGGUCGCCACUGACCUGCAAAUCUUGGUGGGUGACUGCUUGUAUCAGCUUCACAAGUUUCCUCUGCUGUCGAAAUGCCUGCUUCUGCAAGCGCUGUGCGCCGAGUCCGGAUGCGGCGGCAAUGGCGGCGACGUGAUCGAGCUCCCGGGGUUCCCGGGCGGCGUCGAGGCGUUCGACGCGUGCGCCAAGUUCUGCUACGGCAUCACCGUCACGGUGAGCGCGCGGAACCUCGUCCCGCUCCGCUGCGCCGCGGCGCACCUCGGCAUGUCGGAGGCCGCCGACCGCGGCAACCUCGCCGCCAAGCUCGACGCGUUCCUCGCCUCCUGCCUCCUCCGGCGAUGGAAGGACGCGCUCGCCGUGCUCAACUCGACGCGCCACUGCGCGCCGCUCUGCGAGGACAUCGGCCUCACCUCCCGGUGCGUGGACGCCGUCGCGGCGCUCAUCGCGAGCCCCGCCGCCCUCCCGGCGCACUCCUCGUCGGCGUCGCCGUGGUGGGCGCACGACGUCGCCGAGCUCGGGGUUGACCUGUUCUGGCGCAUCAUGGUGGCCGUCAAGGCCACCGGCGCCGUCCACGAGAAGACCGUCGGCGACGCGCUCAAGGCGUACGCGCGCCGGUGGCUGCCCAACGUCGCCAAGGACGGGAUCGUCGUCGGCGCCGACCAGCCGUUCGACGGGGUCGGCAAUGGCGGCGACGGCGGCAAUGCCAGCGUCAAGCAGAUCGCCACGAGGCACCGCCUCCUCCUCGAGAAGAUCGUGAGCCUGAUCCCGGCGGAGAGGGACGCCGUCUCCUGCAGCUUCCUCCUCAAGCUCCUCAAGGCGGCGAACAUCCUCAGCGCGUCCGCCACGUCCAGGGCGGAGCUGGUGCGGAGGGUGGCGUGGCAGCUCGAGGAGGCCACCGUCGGCGAUCUCCUGAUCCCGUCGCUGUCGUGCGUGUCCGAGACGCUGUACGACGUGGACGCCGUGGCGGCCAUCCUCGACGAGUUCGCCCUGCGCCACGCCGCCGCGCCGCCGCCGCCGGUGGCGCUGGCAGUGAGCCCCGACGACGACGACGACAGCCCGGCGCGUUCCGGCGGGCACCGGCGCUCGCGGUCGGCCGAGAGCGUCGGGUUCGACGGCGCCGCGCGGCGGUCGUCGUCGGCCGCGCCCGUGUCGCCCGACGCGCUCGUCAGGGUGGGCAGGCUGGUCGACGGCUUCUUGAUCGAGGUUGCCAGGGACCCCAACAUGCCGCUCGACAAGUUGCUCGCCAUGGCCGAGGCCGUCCCGGACACCGCCCGCCCCGAGCACGACGGCCUCUACAAAGUCGUCGACACUUACCUCAAGGUGCACUCGGAGAUGAGCAAGAGCGCGAGGAAGCGGCUGUGCAGGGUGAUCAACUGCAGGAAGCUGUCGGACAAGGCGUGCGCGCACGCGGCGCAGAACGAGCUCCUCCCGCUGCGGGUGGUGGUGCAGGUGCUCUUCUUCGAGCACGCGCGGGCGGCGGCGAUGGCGGGCGGCGCGCACGCCGCGGCCGAGCUGCCGGGCAGCAUCAGGGCGCUGCUGCAGUCCAAGUCGUCCGGGUCGGAUCAGGAGGACGACGCGGCGGACCGCGUGGACGAGCAGCGGCUGCGCGCGCUCGCCGCAGGCGCGUCCCCCGGGGACGACUGGAGCGUGGAGGGCCUGCGGCGCGCGGCGUCCAAGAUCGCCACGCUGCGGAUGAAGCUGGAGGAGGACGACGACCACGACGGCGGCGGCGGCGACGACGAGGAGUUCGCGCGCAGGCAGCAGGCCGGGCUGGCGCGCAGCGCAUCGCUGCGGUUCAGGGCGUUCUGCGCCAUCCCGGCGGCGAGGCCGAAGCGGAUGCUCAGCAAGCUGUGGCCGCUGGCCAGAGGCGUCACCACCGAGCGGCAUUAGCGUCGCAACCAGUAGCCAUUACUACUAGGUUUUUUGUACUUCUUCUUCUUGGGUGUCUUGCUUGCAUUGCUUGCCCAAGGCCUGAGAAUGCAGGUUUCUUUGCUUGUCUCUUCUUCUUGUUUCUCCUUUUCAAUUACAGUGUCAAGGCCAAGUGUACCUUCCAGGCUUCCAUGUAGUUGUAAUCUUUUCUCUCUCUCCGUUUUUUUUUUGGGUGAGGCAUGUAGUUGUAAGCUUAAUUAUUAAAAAUAAAUAGGAACUGCACAGUUUAUAUACUUAUGUAAGGAGUAAGGUGAAUGGAUGGAGUGCAAUUUACUUCA